Molecule: messenger RNA, 1440 nt
Organism: Rangifer tarandus platyrhynchus (Svalbard reindeer)
Lineage: Eukaryota; Metazoa; Chordata; Mammalia; Artiodactyla; Cervidae
Source: the annotation of a GenBank genome assembly
AUGGCGGCCUCAUGGUCGCCCUUGGUUACCCUGCGCUUAACGCAGAGCCGGCUGAGAGGGAAAUGUGUUGGGUGCAGGGCUUGGGCCGCUGCUCUCACCCCUUCGGCCAUCGCCCCUGGAAACCCUCUUUGUAAAGCCUAUUCACUUCAGCCCCCUGAGAGUAUGUCUCCAACUGCUGCUACAGAGGCUUAUUCAAAAUCUUUAGCUGUUUGCCAUGGACCACUGGACCACUAUGACUUUCUGAUCAAAGCUCGUGAGCUAAAGGAUGAUGAGCAUCAAAGAAGAGUCAUACAAUGUCUGCAGAAACUGCAUGAGGACCUUAAAGGAUACAGGAUAGAGGAAGGCCUUUUUUCUAAGCUUUUUUCAAGGAGAAAACCUCCAAGGGGCCUGUAUGUUUAUGGAGAUGUGGGUAAGUGGAAAACAAUGGUGAUGGACAUGUUUUAUGCUUAUGUGGAAAUGAAGAGGAAAAAACGUGUUCAUUUUCAUGGUUUCAUGCUAGACGUUCACCAAAGGAUACACCGCCUUAAACAGAGCUUGCCAAAGAGGAAACCAGGAUUCAUGGCUAAAUCAUACGAUCCAAUAGCUCCUAUAGCUGAAGAAAUUAGUGAAGAAGCAUGUCUCUUAUGUUUUGAUGAGUUUCAGGUCACUGACAUUGCUGAUGCCAUGAUUCUGAAACAGCUUUUUGAAAAUCUGUUCAAAAACGGGGUCGUCGUUGUGGCAACAUCCAACAGGCCACCGGAAGAUCUCUAUAAAAAUGGACUCCAAAGAGCUAAUUUUGUCCCAUUCAUAGCUGUCCUGAAGGAAUACUGUAAUACGGUCCAACUAGAUUCUGGGAUAGAUUAUCGGAAAAGGGAGCUUCCUGCUGCAGGAAAACUCUACUACCUCACAAGUGAAGCUGAUGUGGAGGCUGUCAUGGAUAAGUUGUUUGAUGAGCUGGCUCAGAAACAAAAUGAUUUAACUAGACCAAGGAUUCUAAAAGUGCAAGGCAGAGAGCUGCGGCUGAAUAAAGCCUGUGGAACCGUUGCCGACUGCACAUUUGAAGAGCUGUGUGAGAGACCACUUGGAGCCAGUGACUAUUUGGAACUGUCAAAGAAUUUUGACACAGUAUUUUUACGAAACAUUCCACAAUUUACCCUGGCAAAGAGGACCCAAGCUCGGAGAUUCAUAACUCUCAUUGAUAACUUUUAUGAUUUCAAGGUGCGUGUAAUUUGCUCUGCAUCAGCUCCUAUAUCAAGCUUAUUUUUGUAUGAUCAUCAUGACAGUGAGUUGGAGCAAAGCAGAAUACUGAUGGAUGAUUUGGGGCUGAGCCAGGACUCAGCAGAAGGACUCGCCAUGUUUACUGGAGAAGAGGAAAUCUUUGCAUUUCAGCGCACAAUUUCCCGACUCACAGAAAUGCAGACUGAACAGUACUGGAAUGAAGGAGGUAGAAGCAAGAAGUAA